AUGGACACAGGACACCACGAGUUCUUCAAGUACCAUUUAUGCAGUCAUUUCCUGGAAGUGAAUGGUGCCUCAUUUGUGUUUGAUGCGAUCAGUGUCCCAAAGCGCAUUAUCAGAAACGCUAGUAAAACCCCAAAGAUCGAUGAGCUUCAAACUCAGCCCCUUGGAAUAAUUGUGAACAGGCUGUUUGCAGUCCUGAAGGAGCUUGAAGAGGAUUUAGAAAUUAUUCAUUUCAAAGUCUCUAUACAGAAUAGAGCCAAAAGUAAUAACCUCUCCCCCAAAAUAUGGGAUUCAAUAAGUUACAUGAGAUAUGCAACACUUUACUAUCAAAUAGGCUUUAUGUUCGAUGAUUUUGCCCAACUAAAACAGAAGAAUCAUAUAUUAUUUGACCUAAAUGACAACACAGGGAGCAUGGAGGCAUUGGUGCUUGGAAAACAGAACAGUCAAUGUGAGGAAGGGGAUAUACUUUGACUUACAUUCUUCAGGCUGUCGAAAACUGGAGAAAAAGUAUAGUUGAAAUAUGGGGCUCACAGUUUCAUUAAGGUUAUUAAGCCCAAAAAUUGA
Neomonachus schauinslandi (Hawaiian monk seal) is the source of this 561-nucleotide messenger RNA. RefSeq names its product absent in melanoma 2 (gene AIM2). Gene Ontology annotation, biological process: activation of innate immune response; cellular response to interferon-beta. The record is from RefSeq and is a predicted model, not a curated record. NCBI's taxonomy places the organism in Eukaryota, Metazoa, Chordata, Mammalia, Carnivora, Phocidae. Gene Ontology annotation, molecular function: double-stranded DNA binding. Gene Ontology annotation, cellular component: AIM2 inflammasome complex.